This is a messenger RNA of Oncorhynchus keta (chum salmon), 3207 nucleotides long. Its product is annotated as protein PALS2-like. Lineage: Eukaryota; Metazoa; Chordata; Actinopteri; Salmoniformes; Salmonidae. Bases 1196 to 2959 code for a protein of 587 amino acids. The transcript has 13 exons. Gene Ontology annotation, molecular function: protein binding. Gene Ontology annotation, cellular component: cell-cell junction; plasma membrane. The record is from RefSeq and is a predicted model, not a curated record.
CUGUGUCCACAUCUGUGUGAGCAAGCUAUCUGCCUCCAUCUCUCUCGAUCUCUCUCUGUCCUUAGUGUCUCUCUCCUCUUUAUUUCAUUCUAGUUCUAUUUCUUUCAUCUUCUAUCUCUGUUUUUCAUCUUUUAUCUCUGUUUUUCAUCUCCUAUCUCUGUUUUUCAUCUCCUAUCUCUGGUUUUCAUCUAUCUCUGUUAAAUUUAUUUUCUAUCGUUUCUCUCAGUCUUUCUCUCUUUCUCAGUCCUUAAUCUCUUCUGCUUCUUUCUCCCUCCCUCCUUUCCUUUUCUUUGAGGGUAGAGACUGUUGAUCAUUGUGUAGUAGACUGAAGGGUAGAGACUGUUGAUCAUUGUGUCGUAGACUGAAGGGUAGAGACUGUUGAUCAUUGUGUAGUAGACUGAAGGGUAGAGACUGUUGAUCAUUGUGUAGUAGACUGAAGGGUAGAGACUGUUGAUCAUUGUGUCGUAGACUGAAGGGUAGAGACUGUUGAUCAUUGUGUAGUAGACUGAAGGGUAGAGACUGUUGAUCAUUGUGUCGUAGACUGAAGGGUAGAGACUGUUGAUCAUUGUGUAGUAGACUGAAGGGUAGAGACUGUUGAUCAUUGUGUAGUAGACUGAAGGGUAGAGACUGUUGAUCAUUGUGUAGUAGACUGAAGGGUAGAGACUGUUGAUCAUUGUGUAGUAGACUGAAGGGUAGAGACUGUUGAUCAUUGUGUAGUAGACUGAAGGGUAGAGACUGUUGAUCAUUGUGUAGUAGACUGAAGGGUAGAGACUGUUGAUCAUUGUGUAGUAGACUGAAGGGUAGAGACUGUUGAUCAUUGUGUAGUAGACUGAAGGGUAGAGACUGUUGAUCAUUGUGUAGUAGACUGAAGGGUAGAGACUGUUGAUCAUUGUGUAGUAGACUGAAGGGUAGAGACUGUUGAUCAUUGUGUAGUAGACUGAAGGUAGAGACUGUUGAUCAUUGUGUAGUAGACUGAAGGGUAGAGACUGUUGAUCAUUGUGUAGUAGACUGAAGGGUAGAGGCUGUUGAUCAUUGUGUAGUAAGUAGACUGAAGGUAGAGACUGUUGAUCAUUGUGUAGUAGACUGAAGGUUAAGGGCAGAGGAGACAGUUUUAGACCAACUAUCAUUUAGUGGUGGUGGUUGACUUGUGGUUAGGUUAGCAUAGCUGUGGUCGAGGAGCGGUCGGAGAGCGUUCAUGGUCCUGGCUAUGGAGGAUGCCUGUCCCAACGGGGUGGAGGUAGCGGUGGAUUCCCCUCCGGAUGCAGCCGGGACGGGAGAGCAAGGCGAGACAGGAGAUGGGUCGGCUGGGGAGGGGGCGGCUGCUGAGCCCACAGAGGGAGCCGACACAUCAGCAGCGAUGCAGCAGGUGUUGAACAACCUGGGGGAGCUGCCUACCUCCACGGGGGCCAAAGACAUCGACCUCAUCUUCCUCAGAGGCAUCAUGGAGAGUCCCAUUGCCCACGAGCGAUUGGAGGACGUGAGGCUGGAGGCGGUGCAGGACAACAACGUGGAGCUGGUCACAGACAUCCUGGGCGACAUCACCGCCCUCAGCGUCCGCGACGACAGAGCAGCGGAACUCUCCCGAAUCCUCCAGGAGCCCCACUUCCAGUCCCUCCUGGAGGCCCACGACAUGGUAGCCUCUAAGUGCUAUGAGGCUGUGCCCCCAGCAGAGCUGUCCAAUGAGGCGCUGGUGAACAGUGCUCUGAUGCAGGCCGACGCUGUACGCAUGAUCGGCAUCCGGAAGAAGGCUGGAGAACCACUGGGAGUGACGUUCAGAGUGGAGAAGGAGGAGCUGGUCAUCGCUAGGAUCCUCCAUGGAGGAAUGAUUGACAGGCAGGGUCUGCUACACGUGGGUGACAUCAUAAAGGAAGUGAAUGGGCGGGACGUAGGGAACAACCCCACUGAGCUGCAGGAGAUGCUGAAGGACUGCAGCGGAGGAAUCACUCUGAAGAUACUGCCUAGUUAUAGAGAUGCACCUGCCCCACCACAGGUGUACGUGCAACCACACUUUGACUACGAUCCAGCCAAUGACCAUCUGAUCCCGUGUCGAGAGGCGGGGAUUGGCUUCAAGAGGGGGGACCUCCUUCAGAUUGUCAACAGAGAGGACCCCAACUGGUGGCAGGCAUGUCAUGUAGUUGGUGGAGCCACUGGACUGAUCCCCAGUCAGUUUCUGGAGGAGAAGAGGAAAGCCUUCGUCCCACGAGACUUUGACGGCUCAGGGAUCCUGUGUGGUACAAUAACUGGAAAGAAAAAGAAAAAAAUGAUGUACCUAACAGCCAGGAACGCAGAGUUUGAUAGGCACGAGCUGCAGAUCUAUGAGGAGGUGGCCAAGAUGCCCCCGUUCCAGAGGAAGACCUUGGUUCUGAUUGGAGCGCAGGGAGUGGGCCGCCGUAGCCUCAAGAACCGACUGGUGGUCCUCAACCCAACACACUUCGGAACCACCAUCCCCUUCACCUCCCGGCGUCCCCGUGACGAUGAGCUGGACGGUAACUCAUACCAGUUCGUAACACGGACGGAGAUGGAGGCGGACGUGAAGGCGGGCCGUUACCUGGAGCACGGCGAGUACGACGGGAACCUCUACGGAACCAAGAUGGACUCCAUCCACGAGGUGGUGGACACGAGACGAACCUGCAUCCUAGACGUCAACCCACAGGCUCUGAAGGUACUAAAGACAGCAGAGUUCAUGCCGUAUGUGGUGUUCAUCGCAGCACCAGAGUAUGAGACGCUCAAGGCCAUGCACAAAGCUACGGUGGACGCUGGAAUCACCACCAAACAACUCACGGAUGUGGAUCUGAGGAAGACUGUUGAUGAGAGUGCUCGUAUCCAGAGGGCCUACAACCACUACUUCGACCUCAUCAUCACCAACGACAACCUGGAUCGCGCCUUCGAGACGCUACAGGCUGCCGUCGACAAACUCUGCUCCGAACCACAGUGGGUCCCCGUUAACUGGGUCUACUGAACCCCUACCGGACACUGUCUAGCUGGGUCUACUGAACCCCUACCGGACACUGUCUAACUGGGUCUACUGAACCCCUACCGGACACUGUCUAGCUGGGUCUACUGAACCCCAACCGGACACUGUCUAACUGGGUCUACUGAACCCCUACCGGACACUGUCUAACUGGGUCAACUUGACUGUGUGUGUUCAACCACCGAGGCAGGGGAAAGGACAUGAGAAAGGGGGUUGGUAAUCUGUGGUACUCUGAU